AUGUCAAAACCACUAUCUUCAACCGCUUCCGAUGUGAGCGAGGCUCAAGCUCCCAUCGCGAAGCCGACGUUAUGGAAUCGCUUCUCAACACACAUGAAAAGGUUCUGGUGGGCUUAUCUGAUCGCAUUCUGUGUCAUUGUCCUAGUUACCGUCCUUCCUAUUCUCUACGUCGGAGUUCCCAGAUUCGCAGAGAACUAUAUCAAUAAUUCUGCCUAUGGCUACGAUGGACUUGAAAUUACCAAUCCUCGGCCAACUGCCUUCCAUGUGAGGCAAAAGAAGUCUCUUCCGACAGGGGGCGCUGUCAGUGGGAGCGGGCAUUUGGACGCAUUCAACGCCACAUGUCGUCUGAAAGAAACAAACGAGGCCUUUGGAUCUCUCUCAGUGCCUCAAAUCGCAUUUGGAAAUGGCGCGUUCCUGAACAUUGACCAGGAUGUGGAGCUGUCCUGCGUCGACUGCAUGUCUCAAAUUGCCAAGAACGCCGCAUCUAAUAAGAGCUCGUCAUUGGUGAUGGAAGGUGCCUCAGAUCUACAUCUCGGGCGCAUUCCAACCGCCCAUGUGAAUAUUCGAAAGAACAUGCACGUAGGCAAAUAUCUCAACGGAAACGGAUCAUUCAAUAUCAGCAGCAUUGAUCUGCUGGAUCCUCCAGUCGAUGGCUACAAUUUCAAUGCCACGAUUACCGUGCGAAACCCCGGUGUUUUUAGCAUUGAACUGGGGCGUACAUCAUUCAACCUCACAAUGGGAGGCAAGGAUCUGGGCUAUGUCGUUCUUCCCAAUCUGUUUUUGGAGAAGGAGCCAAAAGAAACAGUUGUUCUUGGCUCGAUCGACAAAGGAAUGUUGAUCCACGAGGCAAUUGCGGGUGAUGAUGACUUUGGGACUGUGACGGUGGGCAUUCAUGGGCACAGCUGCUCAUACAAUGGAGUCGAAAUCCCGUACUUCACAGCGGCCAUCAAGGCCAUCUCCGCUCCUUCGAAGCUGGACUUGUUGAAAUAUGCAUCAAAACUCUUUACGUGA
Messenger RNA from Penicillium olsonii, 1011 nucleotides. The record is from the annotation of a GenBank genome assembly. NCBI's taxonomy places the organism in Eukaryota, Fungi, Ascomycota, Eurotiomycetes, Eurotiales, Aspergillaceae.